AUGCUCGACAACAUUUCCCAGGCCUGUAUCGAUGUUCUCAACAUCACUAAUGGUCUCACGGUCAAGCAAAUGAUCCACUCGAUCGAAAGCAAUUAUCCAACUGUGGAUUUGUCGCCUAAUCCUUCGAUUCUGGUGGCUGCUCGCAUCAAUUCUUACAUCCGACGGCUGGAAUUGGGCCAAUUGGACACAGACUCCACGUUUGUGCAAAAAAAGCUGUCCGACAACCACCCCAAGCGAAUGAUCUACACCAUCAUUGACCGUCCUGAGCCUGAGGAGAUUGAGCGGGAGCGACGAGAGCGGGAGAAGGAAAAGGAGCGAAAGAGGGAGCGAGCUGGAGGACGGGACACUGCGGAUGCGACUUCCAAUAAACGACGACGAUCCUCUAACGAAUCGAUCAACACAAACAGCGAGGAGGCUGAAGAGGAGGAGGUUUCACCAAUCCAGUCUACCUUCCCUAGCCCCUCGUCUCCUCUGUACAUGACCUCCCCACAGCGAUACUCAUUCCACCUGCCGUCGGACGAUGAUCUCUCUUCUCUGGACGACUCUGAUGAUGAGGAGUCUCGUCUGGAGGUGUCUUCCACCGCGGCAACCACUCCUAUUAAUCAGGACGACGAGGAUGAACAAGAAGAAAUCAAAAUGGCACCCAUCAUGACCCACGUGACCCCCAAGCAGCGUGGGCUCGACCAGACUCUUGCCCCUUCCCCCGAUCUCUCUCUGGAUAUCACCAAACUCUUCAACCCAUACUACGACACCCUUAAAGAGCCCCAUCAUGCAGGUAUUGGUCAUCUUGGCUGGAUCAAUGAUGAAGAGGAUGUUGGAUGUCCCGAGGAGAUGAGCCUAGGCGACCUGGAGGAAUGGGUUAGAUAG
Messenger RNA from Yarrowia lipolytica CLIB122, 867 nucleotides. RefSeq lists its product as uncharacterized. The record is from RefSeq and is a predicted model, not a curated record. Lineage: Eukaryota; Fungi; Ascomycota; Dipodascomycetes; Dipodascales.